Messenger RNA from Vespa mandarinia (Asian giant hornet), 2786 nucleotides. RefSeq lists its product as uncharacterized. Gene Ontology annotation, molecular function: DNA-binding transcription factor activity, RNA polymerase II-specific; RNA polymerase II cis-regulatory region sequence-specific DNA binding. The record is from RefSeq and is a predicted model, not a curated record. NCBI's taxonomy places the organism in Eukaryota, Metazoa, Arthropoda, Insecta, Hymenoptera, Vespidae. Gene Ontology annotation, biological process: regulation of DNA-templated transcription.
GGAAGAAAGGUAGGAACAUGAUGAACGAGAUGAUAUUGAUGUGAGCCAUAACAUUUCAUUAUUCCGAUAAAUAUGACGAGGGGAAUGUAAACGAGUUUGCGACAUUGAUUUGAAAUUCGACGAGAAGAGGAGAUAGGGGAGACAAAGGAGACAAAAUAAGAGAAAAAAAAAAAUAAUAAAAAAGAAUAGAGAGGGAUCGGAAGAAGAGGAGGGAAAGAAGAAAAAUAUAGGGAGGGAAAGGACUUCGACAUUUUUCGAAGUAUCAAUGGCGGAGUAGUACAAAACGACGACGAAUCGAUUGUAUAUGUUGUAACUGUUGUAUACUAAACGAUCAACGCGAGUCAUCUAGAUAAUAUCUAUCGGAUAGAAAAUUCUUUUAUUAUUCGCGAAAGGAGAAAGAGGAGAAGGAGGAAGAAGAAAAGAGAGAGAGAGAGAGAGAGGGAGAAAAGAAAAAGAAAGGAAAAGGAGAAGAAAAGAAGAAAAAAAAAAAGGAAACUAAAAUAAAUCUUCAAGAUGCCGCGCUGCUACAUGGUUAAGAAGGCCCUGUGCAACAAGUACAUUACCAGCGUUGCCAAAGGAUUCGAAAGCUGGGGUCGUGGUAGAAACACGCCAUCGCCAACGACCAUACAGUUGCCCGUUUCGCCCAUAGAAGGGAGCGUUGCACCCACUGUUGCGCAAGACAUUAAAACUACGGGGACGCCUAUCAUCAACGAGAACAACAAUUCGAAAGAAUCUACGUGCAAAAAGGAAGAUUUUGGGAUGGGAACUGCGUCGGAUUCACCGAAGUUGCCUCAAAUAGAAAUGGCAACGACGGUGAUUGCUUAUACGACAUCGGCGGCCCCUAACGUAUCAACGCCUUCGUCGUCGUUAGAAUCCAAUGGUGUCAGAUUAACGACAACGACAACGACAACAACUACAACCACCGCAAUAAUAUUGACGACCGCUACGACGACGGCUACGAUGACGUCUACGACGACAACGGCGAAGACGAUGAUGACAACGACAAUGACAAUAUCGAGCAUGCCAACGUCAAAGACGUUAGAGCUUGUUACGGGUAAUGUUGUUUCGCCGUCUCAUCGUUCGGCACAAAAUGAUCCAUCCGCGUCCUCUACCUGUACGUCUACGAGAUAUACUAACGAGGACACUACGACGGAACAUAUUAACGAGGAUACCAAAAUAAGAACGACGUCUUGUUGCAACAACAUUAUAUUAUCCUCAAAUGUUUCCUCAAUGUUCAAAGAUCGUUCAGCCGCCGAAACGGAAGCAGCUCAUGAUCUUCUUGAACUUUCAAGGUCUUUACCACCUUUACCACCACCGAGCGUUGCGAUAGGUCCUCAAAGCGUCAUCGAGACACCUGCCACGGAUGUUCAAGAGAUGACAGUGUAUCAACCUGUCGAACAACCAAUCUAUCAACUAAACACGAUCGAUCUUACCGGUUCGGCUACCGUCUAUCAUCAUCAGCCACAGCAACAACCACCACCGCAGGCAACAACGAGUAUCAUUUAUGAGCCGACAACGACGAUCGUUCAGCAAACAUCGGGUGGUGUCUUUAUACCACUUUCACCGGUUCAAGAGAUUCUCUUCACUUAUAGUACGCCGUCCAUACCAUGUACGUCGAUUAUAACUCAACAACCACAACAACAGCAUCAGCAUCAGUUACCGAUGCAACAACAGCAUCAGCAACAACAGCAACAACAGCAACAGCAACAACAACAACAACAACAACAACAUCAUCAUCAUCAUCAUCAUCAUCAGAAUCAACCGAUCGAGACGGCGCCGCCAUUGACACCACCUACGUCCGAAUGCAGCAGCGACAUAGAGAACAAUAAUCCUAAUUCUCAACCUAGCCAACGAGACAAGGAAGUGCAAACGGUUACCGAACAAACGGAAAUUAAAGCUGCCACUUACACUUACGACACAUUACUUGUAGCCGAUGGCAGGUCGAAAAACAAAAAGCUACUUUCUCUCCAAAAGACACCGGAAACUGAACCAGCUGAAAAUCUGGAAACAUCGAAAACUGGCCGUUACGUCUGUUGCGAAUGCGGUAAACAAUAUGCAACCUCGUCGAAUUUAUCGAGACACAAGCAAACCCAUCGCAGUAUCGACUCACAAUCGGCGAAGAAAUGCAUUCAUUGCGGCAAAGCGUACGUUAGUAUGCCAGCUUUGGCGAUGCAUAUGUUAACGCACAAAUUGACCCAUAGCUGCGGUAUUUGUGGAAAAAUGUUCUCAAGGCCUUGGCUACUUCAAGGUCAUUUACGUAGUCACACAGGUGAAAAACCAUAUGGAUGUGCACACUGCGGUAAAGCAUUCGCCGAUCGUUCCAACUUAAGAGCCCAUAUGCAAACUCAUUCGGCCGACAAGAACUAUGAAUGUCCUAAAUGUCAUAAGUCCUUUGCCCUUAAGUCGUACCUGAAUAAACAUCUCGAGUCGGCGUGUCAAAGAGAGAACGGCGAUGAAAGUAGCAACGACGUUGACACCUCGCCAUAAUAAAUAUAAUGUGCCUGAAAACGAAACAAAGAAUUAAGACGACUAAUAUUUCAUAAAAUAACGACUACAGAAACGUGACAAAUUUCGCACAUGCCAGUGAAAGAAAUGAACUACGAUAUUCAGGGCAGGCGAGAGAUAUGGAGAUCAACGGUCUAGAAAUAAAAAAGAAAAAAAAAAAAAAAGAAGACAAAAAAGGGAAAAAAAAUGCAAAAAGGAACACGAUCAAAGGCCAUCACAGAUCCGAAUAUAUAGUUGUAGUUUUAUGCAACUAGGGACACGCGACUUACCAUAGGUGAACC